CAUUUUGUCAUCCAAACCAUAAGGAAUAAAAGGUAGAAAAAAAAAAAAAUAGAAAUAAAGAACAGAGUUGUAAUAUGGAGGGAAAUAUCAAGAAUGUGAUCAAAUAUUGGAUAGAAGGAGAAAUUGAAACUUUUAUUAAGGUAUGGUUAUUAAUUUAUGCAUCACUAUGCUAUUGCUAUUUAGCAUCCAAAAUUCUUCCAAAGGGUUCAUUUAGUCUCUUAUCUUUUCUCCCUGUGAUAUGUUUUUUCCUCUAUGUCCCUCUCAAAAUUAAUUCUGUUCAUCUUUGUGGUAACACUGGUUUUUUUAUUUCUUGGCUUUGUAAUUUUAAGCUUUUUUUACUUGCUUUUGACCAAGGUCCACUUUCUGAUUCUUCACUUUCUAUUACUAAAUUUCUAAUCCUUGCUUGCCUACCCAUCAAGAUUCAGCAAAAAUGUCCAGAAAAAAUUGAAAUUUAUGUGCAAAAUGGGGUUAACAGAGGUAAAUUUCAUCAAAAUGGUUAUUUUCAAGAAACUCCAUGUCCAAAUUCAGCUGAAAAAGUUUCUAGUGUACAAAGUGGAAAUUGUUUUUCAAAAAAUGACCAUUUUCAUGAAACUUCAUUUCCAAACUCAGUUGAUAAAACUGAAAACAACCUUUUUCAAGAUGGACAUUUUCAUGAAAUCCCAUCUCCAAUUUUAGCUGAAAAAGGUUCUAGUGUGCAAAGUGGAAAGGGUUUUGCAAAAAAUGGCCAUUUUCAAGAAAUCCCAUUUCCAAGUUCAAUUGAUAAAACUGAAAACAACCCUUUUCAAGAUGGACAUUUUCAUGAAAUCCUGUCUCGAAAAUCAUCUGAAAAAGGCUCUAGCGUGCAAAUGGGAAGGGACUUUGCACAAAAUGACCACUUUCAAGAAAGCCUAUAUCUAUCUUAUGCAAAGUCCAACAAAGGCCAGAAACUAAAUUAUGGCAUAAAGACACUUCCUUUUGCUUUAAUUAUUAGAGUUUAUGACUAUAGUGAAUAUAUACAUCCCCAUAUCAUAUUGGUCAUCUAUUGCUUCCACAUAUACCUUUCCUUAGAAAUCAUUCUAGCUAUUAUUUCGGGCUUGGCCCGUGGGCUUUUCAGGCUUCAGCUCGAACCACAGUUCAAUGAACCAUAUUUAUCUACCUCAUUACAAGAUUUCUGGGGCCGGCGUUGGAAUCUCAUCGUCUCUCAAAUCCUUCGGCCCACUGUAUACAAGCCAACUCUAAGCCUCUCCACGAACAUUUUGGGCGGGAAGUGGACCCCACUUCCUGCCCUGAUGGCUACAUUCGUAGUAUCGGGCCUAAUGCACGAGCUGAUAUUUUACUAUUUGGGUCGGGUCAAGCCCACUUGGGAAAUCACCUGGUUCUUUUUGCUACAUGGGGUGUGUUUAAACAUUGAGAUAUGUGUUAAGAAGGUGAUUAAUGGCAGGUUUAAGCUGCCACGGAUAAUCGGGACGAUCUUGACCGUUGGAUUUGUUAUGAUCACGGGUUUCUGGUUGUUUUUUCCACAGUUGUUAAGGUGUAAUUCUGAUGUUAGUGCAUUUGGAGAGUAUGAAGCUAUUGGUGCAUUCUUUAAGGAUAUCACCAAGGCUGUGAAAUCAACAUUUUUGAGAUAAUCCAUCUAAGUAGGGGUGUCAAAUGGAUUAAAUUUGGAUGGGUCAAAAUGGACGGGUCAUUAACCCACCCAAACUUGGAUGAUUAGUCGGGACAUGUUUUAUGGGCUAACUUUGCCACCCCUACCUUUGAAACAAAUUCACUUUUAUUUGAUUAGGCAU
Molecule: messenger RNA, 1766 nt
Organism: Lycium ferocissimum
Lineage: Eukaryota; Viridiplantae; Streptophyta; Magnoliopsida; Solanales; Solanaceae
Product: acyl-CoA--sterol O-acyltransferase 1-like
Exons: 1
Coding region: 75-1607 (510 amino acids)
Biological process (GO): lipid metabolic process
Source: RefSeq, a predicted model, not a curated record